AUGUGGCGAGGCAAGAAGAAGGAUUAUGGCCAGUCUGUCAACGCACCUACUUCGGUCUCCAAAGCGCAUUCGUUCGCAUCCAAAUCACAACUUCCAUCUACCGAUGAUGUCGAUAGCGAAUCGCAGACGUGGCAGUGCACCUUUUGCUACCAACAUAUCGCGCGUAAAUCCUGGCGCCGCCAUGAGGAAACCCAGCAUCGACCCAAACGAAAGUGGACAUGCUUGCUCACUGGCCCUAGUCUCACCAUAUCGUCUCGUUCAGAUGCGUCUACGUCGUGUGUGUUCUGCAUGGCAGCGAACCCCAGCGACAAGCACUUCGCCGAAUGCCACCGCGUAGCUGAGUGCAUGGCCAAGGACGAAAGCGAAAGAACGUUUCUGCGACCCGAUCACCUGCGUCAGCACGUCAAGAACUUCCACAAAGCGAAAUUAGAUGAGACCACCCGCGAUCUCUGGAGACGAGAGGGCCUAGGUAAUCAUGCCGUGGAGAACUGGGUUUGCGGUUUCUGUGCGAAGGUGCUGAAGACAUGGGAUGAUCGUGAGACGCACGUCGCGAACCAUUUCAAGGAUGGCCUGACGAUGGCGCACUGGAAAAGGAAUGCGCAGCCAAAUGCUGGGAUUGAGGCGAGCAGGAAGAGGCCGACUUCGAGCGAAGGACGGCCGAAUGUGCUCUCGAAGUUGGCACGGACGCUUACUUUCCGAUCAUCGCGUGAGCAGCAUCACUACGAGUCGCAGAGUCAGGCCACUGAUGCUUUCGAUACUGCACUGCCAUUCACCCACGCGCCUGAGUUGGAUGCACCUCUUUUGCCGGAACUUGUCUUCGACGACUUCAUGGCGGGCGUUGGUGACGGCGAUUUCAAUUACAGCGACACGAUUCUUGCUGGCGCGUAUGGGCACGACUUUGCUUCUACUGGACGGCAUGAUUCCGCAUUUCCAGACGAAGAAAAUGCGGGGUUUGACUUUGGCGAUCUGACGGAUGGGUUCGUCAACCAAGAGUUUGGGAAUGGGGAUGCCUUUGGGUUGUGGUAUCAGUAG
Messenger RNA from Alternaria infectoria, 1032 nucleotides. RefSeq lists its product as uncharacterized. Lineage: Eukaryota; Fungi; Ascomycota; Dothideomycetes; Pleosporales; Pleosporaceae. Bases 1 to 1032 code for a protein of 343 amino acids. The transcript is spliced from 2 exons. The record is from RefSeq and is a predicted model, not a curated record.